This is a messenger RNA of Pestalotiopsis fici W106-1, 2496 nucleotides long. RefSeq lists its product as uncharacterized. Gene Ontology annotation, cellular component: membrane. The transcript has 2 exons. The record is from RefSeq and is a predicted model, not a curated record. The coding region runs from base 1 to 2496 and encodes 831 amino acids. NCBI's taxonomy places the organism in Eukaryota, Fungi, Ascomycota, Sordariomycetes, Amphisphaeriales, Sporocadaceae. Gene Ontology annotation, molecular function: secondary active sulfate transmembrane transporter activity. Gene Ontology annotation, biological process: transmembrane transport.
AUGCCGUCAAGAACAGAGACUGGCCACAAACUGGCCAAGUUUCUCGGCAUCAAGCUGGAGACUAAAGACGAUGUCACCAGAGGAGAAUCUGUCUUCUCCAACCACACUGCCGACUCCUUUAUCGAAGAGGAGCCCACUACAGCAGAAUGGCUUUCCGAGAUAACGCCUUCUGGCAAAGAUAUUGCCCACUACUUCAGAUCUCUCUUCCCGUUCUUGGAUUGGAUAGGCUUCUACAACCUGCAGUGGCUGAUUGGAGAUCUCGUUGCUGGUAUCACAAUCGGUGCUGUCGUCGUUCCACAGGGAAUGGCGUACGCUAAGCUCGCCAACUUGCCUGUUCAGUACGGUCUCUACUCGUCUUUCAUGGGUGUCUUGAUCUAUUGGUUCUUUGCCACAUCAAAGGAUAUUACCAUCGGCCCUGUCGCAGUCAUGUCCACCGUCACCGGAAACGUCGUCACCAAGAGUAUCGCAGCCCUGCCCGAAUAUGAGGACCAGCCGUGGGUCAUUGCCAGUGCUCUGGCUAUCAUUGCCGGCGCGAUUGUCUUCUUCAUUGGCAUCAUUCGCCUUGGACGCAUCGUCGAGCUCAUCCCGCUCGUGUCGCUGGCUGCCUUCAUGACUGGCUCCGCCAUCAACAUUGCAGCGGGUCAAGUGCCGACUAUGCUGGGGGAGAAAUUUGGCACUGGAUACUCGACGCGAGACUCGACAUACUUGGUCAUCAUCAAUAUCUUUAGGUUCUUGCCGACUGCCAAGCUCGACGCCGCAAUGGGUCUCACAGCUCUGACUAUGUUGUACUUGAUCCGCUUCGGCUGUAACCAAGCGGCCAAGAGAUACCCCCAAAAGCAGAAGCUCUUCUUCUUCCUCUCUACCCUGCGAACGGCUUUCGUCAUCCUCUUGUACACCAUGAUCAGCUGGCUCGUUAACAUGCACCACCGCGAGAAACCCAAGUUCUCCAUUCUGUCGGAUGUACCUCGUGGUUUCACUCACGCCUCGGUACCGAUUGUCAACACCAGGAUUAUCGAGUCCUUUGUCAGCGACUUGCCUGCUUCUGUCAUUGUUCUCUUGAUUGAGCACGUUGCCAUCUCCAAGUCCUUCGGCAGAGUCAACAACUACGUCAUCAACCCAUCCCAAGAGAUGGUUGCCAUUGGUGUCACCAACCUCCUUGCUCCUUUCUUGGGUGGCUAUCCUUCUACCGGAUCUUUCAGUCGAACUGCCAUCAAGUCAAAGGCUGGUGUCCGCACGCCCUUGGCUGGUGUUAUCACCGCUGUCGUCGUGCUCCUUGCCAUUUACGCCCUUCCGGCAGUCUUCUUCUACAUCCCGAGCGCGUCUCUAUCUGCCGUCAUCAUUCAUGCUGUCGGUGAUCUGAUCACACCGCCUCAGACGCUGUACAAGUUCUGGCGCGUAUCGCCCGUAGAGGUUCUCAUCUUCUUCAUUGGUGUAUUUGUCACGAUCUUCUCGUCCAUCGAGAAUGGUAUCUACUGUACCAUUGCCAUCUCUUUUGCAAUCUACGUGUUCCGUCUCUUGGUCGAUCACGGGCGAUUCCUUGGUCGCGUUCAGGUUCACUCAGUCCUUGGCGAUCACGUUAUUGGUGGAAACAACAGUGUCGUUGGCGAGUACGGUACUUUCAACGGUGCCGGGGAUUCCCCAGCCACAAGAAACGCUUUCCUGCCCAUUCAGCACGAAGAUGGAUCCAACUCCCAAGUCGAAAUUGCUAGCCCGUAUCCUGGUAUCUUCAUCUACCGCUUCUCCGAGGGCUUCAACUACCCCAACGCCACCAGUACUCUCGACUACUUGACCACUUACGUCUUCAAGAAUACCCGUCGUACACAGAUGGACUCAUACCCACGAAAGGGUGACCGUCCCUGGAACGACCCUGGUCCCAAGAAAGGUCAACACGAAGACCCCAACCUGCCGACUCUCAAGGCAAUCAUUCUCGAUUUCAGCUCUGUUACCAAUGUGGAUGUUACAUCGGUACAGCAUUUGAUUGACAUCCGCAAUCAGCUCGACCGCUACACGGCCCCCGACGUCGUCGACUGGCACGUUGCCUGCAUUUCGAACCGCUGGACCAAGCGUGCGCUCGUCUCCGCCGGCUUUGGAUUCCCAACCGAGCGUCCCGAUGGACUGCACCACCGCUGGCAACCCAUUUUCAGCGUUGCCGAGAUCGGUGGCUCCUCCUCGGCCGCCGCGGCCGCUGAGCACGAAGCCAAUGAGAAGGAGGCCAACUUCCGUGCCAGCAGCUCCGAAGCUCAGCGCAACGAUCUCGACGCCAUCGAGCGUGGCGCCGCGAGCUCGAGCAGCGCCAGCGCCAGCAUCGACAAGGGCCACAACCCCGUUACGCACCAGAACACCAGGCGGAGAGUUGCCGUCCACGGUCUCAACCGGCCGCUGUUCCACAUUGAUCUGACCAGUGCCCUGCAAAGCGCCAUUGCUAAUGUCGAGGCGCGGGCCAAGCACGCCGAUGGAACUGUGACCAACCCCAAUGCACCACCGGCCGCAGCAUAA